AUGUGCAUCAUAGGAUGUGGUUGGGUUUCCACGUACAUCAGAAAUAUCGAUCCCAAGCACUGGGCAAAUUCUUUCUUCGUAGGAUGUAGGUAUAGGACACACUCAUCAAGUAAUGCAAAACCAUUCAAUAAAUGGAUUCAUCAUGAAAGGGAUUUGCCUCCAGCUUCUCUUGUUGAUGAGCUCAAGGUAAAGAUUAUGAGGAUGAGUUCAGAAAAGCGUGAGCUUGGUAGAACUUAUCUAGAUAGUUUGACUCCCAUCUAUAAAUCUUUACUCAAGUCACAUGUCGAUAUAUGUCUUUCAUGGAAUGUUACCGAGUCAGGUAAUGAUAUAUAUGAGGUUCACUCUCCCAGCUCUCAUGAUGUUGAUCUGAUGCAGAUGACGUGUACUUGCCAGAGAUGGAAAGUGUUUGGCUUCCCUUGUGCACACGCCACUGCUGCUAUUACUAUGAAGGGUUCUGAGAUUUUGAAGUAUAUUCAACCUUACUUUGGUUCAAAUCAUUUUCUCAAUUCUUAUGCUCCUGCAAUUCGACCCAUUCCCAACUACGACAGGCUUGAAGUGUAUGAACCUGAAGAGAGAGUGCUUCCUGGUAUUCCAAGGCCACCUCCAGGAAGACCACCAAAGAAGCGUAUUCGCAGUGCCUAUGAGAAGGAGAGGAGGCCUAUGAAGUGCUCAAAUUGGAAGAAGAUUGGGAACCACGACAAAUCUACCUGUCGUGUAUUAAUGCUGGAGUAG
This is a messenger RNA of Papaver somniferum (opium poppy), 732 nucleotides long. RefSeq lists its product as uncharacterized. Lineage: Eukaryota; Viridiplantae; Streptophyta; Magnoliopsida; Ranunculales; Papaveraceae. The coding region runs from base 1 to 732 and encodes 243 amino acids. The transcript has a single exon. The record is from RefSeq and is a predicted model, not a curated record. Gene Ontology annotation, molecular function: zinc ion binding.